Pipra filicauda (Wire-tailed manakin) is the source of this 1072-nucleotide messenger RNA. RefSeq names its product methylmalonyl-CoA epimerase (gene MCEE). Gene Ontology annotation, biological process: L-methylmalonyl-CoA metabolic process. The coding region runs from base 17 to 541 and encodes 174 amino acids. The record is from RefSeq and is a predicted model, not a curated record. Lineage: Eukaryota; Metazoa; Chordata; Aves; Passeriformes; Pipridae. The transcript has 3 exons. Gene Ontology annotation, cellular component: mitochondrion. Gene Ontology annotation, molecular function: methylmalonyl-CoA epimerase activity.
GCGGGGCGGUCCGGACAUGGCGGCGGUGCUGCGGCGCGGGGCGGCCGGGCUUCUUACCAGAUUGCAGACAUCAGCUCCCACAGUAAGAACUCUGUCAUCAUCAAAGUCCUUUUCACAGAACAUUCCAAGCUGUUUGUGGAAACUGGGCCAACUUAACCAUGUGGCCAUUGCAGUGCCUGAUCUGGAGAAGGCUCAGUCCUUGUACAGAGAUGUGUUGGGAGCCCAGGUGAGCAAGACUGUUGCUCUUCCUGAACAUGGUGUGUACACUGUUUUUGUGGAGCUGGGAAAUGCCAAGUUGGAACUUCUACAUCCUUUAGGAGAGAAAAGUCCCAUUGCAAGUUUUCUGCAAAAAAACAAGACUGGAGGAAUGCAUCAUAUCUGCAUUGAGGUUGAUGACAUAAAAGCGGCUAUGACAGAACUGAAGAAAAAACAGAUACGAAUAUUGAGUGAAGAGCCAAAAAUAGGUGCACAUGGCAAACCUGUGAUUUUUCUUCACCCUAAAGAUUGCCAUGGAGUCCUUGUGGAACUUGAGCAAGCUUGAGCUGUAAUAUUCAUAAAUAAAACAAUGGAAUAGUUGUGAAGUUCCUGAGCUGGUGCUGGGAAUGUUGAUGUGGUGUUUAGUCUUUACAAGUUCAUUGUAGUUCCCACAGAUUUAAGUACAGCUUUUGAGUACUGAAAUAGUGCUACAGGUUUAGGGCAAUUUUCUUUUUUUUUUUGUUGCUGAUCUGAUUUUCAGAAUUAAUAUCUUGACAUUUCUUGAAUUCUCUGUGAUUCGAAAGACAAAUACAUGAGCCAAGUUACAAAUGUACCAUAGAAAUUUAUGUUUUGUUGCCUGUGCAGCGUGAUUUUACCUCUGUAACCACAGAAACUGUACAGUUUCUAGGUCAACCCACAUUAUUUUGUUCUACAUUUCACAGCAGAGACCCACUUCUCAGUGACAACAAUAUAGCUUAGACAUUCUCUUUAGAAAUGAAGGAAAAAUGAACCUUGUAUUUUCUGUUUUCACCAUUCACCAUCUGUGCUUCACACUGAUUGAUUGGUUCAUGAAUAAAAAAAUCCGUCUGUUAUUGUA